Molecule: messenger RNA, 1095 nt
Organism: Didymodactylos carnosus
Lineage: Eukaryota; Metazoa; Rotifera; Eurotatoria; Philodinida; Philodinidae
Source: the annotation of a GenBank genome assembly
AUGUCUAGUUAUAAUUAUCCCAAUCGUCAAAUGUCUGCUGCUCAUAGUAAACGACGACAACUAUCCAGUCGUCAAAUGUCGCAUCGAACUCAAUCACCUCCAUAUGAUUAUCGAAACAAACGUCGACGACCCAGUAGUGUCAGACAUUAUCCUAAUCGUCACAUGAGUCCAAUUAGUGAUGACGAUGAAAAACCUGAUGGUUGGUGUGAUAGACCAGGAUGUUUAGGUUUAACUCGUCUGUGUUCGAUAUUAUUCUUCAGCACACUAGGCAUAAUAUGUCUAAUCGCAAUUGGAGGAAUAUUUACAUGUACACUAUUAUACAUCGAAGAUAGUAGCACCGACACUGUAUGGAAAAUUUUUGGUAUUGUUUUGUGUGGUACCGUUGUAGUAACAGUUUUCAUAAUCACAAUGUGUAUGAUCAUAUUUUAUAAUAAAAACAAUGCUAUCAACGAUGACGGUAUCGAUAGUGUUCAAUAUUAUGAUGGGUACACCAGUGAAUCAGACAUUGACCAAAAUAAUCCACGGUAUGGUCCUAUACAUAAUCAUAAGAAUGCGUACCCUCAAAAUAAUGGUCAUAAUUCACACAGAUCUCAUCGUCGUCGUCGUCAUUCAAGCGACGAAUAUUCGUCGUCUUCUCCAUCUCUAAAUGAGAAUCAGCCAGGAAGUCCGAUCAAACUAUUAAUUGAAGUAAACAAUAAACCUGGCAGUAAUGACCCGGUAGUAACUGUGAGUAAUCCAAAUCAAACGUGGCAAACACAAUCUCAACAACACAUUCAACCUCGUCAUGUUUAUUCAAACCCGGCACAAUCUCAAGGACCACGUCCAAUGAUCGUUGAAGUUCUUGAUAAUCCAAUACAGUCACAGAAUCUACGGUCAAACUCGGUUGUUAAAACUAAGAUAUCAACAAUACAAUUACCACAGCAACAACAACAACCCUCUUGGUAUCGUUCAGCUGGAGGACAACCACGCAAAAAACACUUGUUGCCGAGCAUCGAUUAUAUUGAACAGCAAGACCAAAUAAAACGACAAUCACUAUCUCCAGAACAGAAAAUCAUUCCACCGCACGAAUUCUAUGAACUUGACAAGUAUUACUGA